This is a messenger RNA of Thalassophryne amazonica, 2946 nucleotides long. Its product is annotated as sodium- and chloride-dependent GABA transporter 2-like. The coding region runs from base 30 to 1961 and encodes 643 amino acids. Gene Ontology annotation, biological process: sodium ion transmembrane transport. Lineage: Eukaryota; Metazoa; Chordata; Actinopteri; Batrachoidiformes; Batrachoididae. The transcript has 14 exons. The record is from RefSeq and is a predicted model, not a curated record. Gene Ontology annotation, cellular component: membrane.
GUGGUGUAUGCGUGUCUCCACCACAACCCAUGACAGCUGAGGAACAGCCUCUACAGCAGGGGGACCUCCUGCUGAAAAAGUCACACCAACAGAAGCUCCUGAACUAUACAGAAGCCACCAAAGAGGGUCUGCAUUCCAGGGGCCAGUGGGCGAGUAAGCUGAGUUCCUCCUGGCUGCGGCAGGGCAGAUCAUUGGCCUUGGGCAACGUCUGGAGGUUCCCUUACCUCUGCUACAAGAAUGGAGGAGGUGUAUUCUUUGUGCCCUACUUGUUGUUCCUGGUGUUGUGUGGCAUCCCUCUGUUCCUCUUGGAGACCUCGCUUGGACAGUACACCAGCCUGGGGGGGGUCAGCGCCUGGAGGAACAUCUGCCCAUUAUUUGGAGGUCUGGGCUAUGCCAGUCAAAUGAUGAACCUGCAUGGGUGCGUGUAUUACAUUGUGAUCCUGGCAUGGGCUGUCUUCUACCUGACCUACAGCUUCCAGACUGAGCUGCCCUGGUCUCACUGCAACAACACGUGGAACACUGAAGCUUGUUCCCUGUUUGAUCACCACAACCACACAGCCAAUGGGAGCAGCCUGCCUGAAAAUGUUACUUCCCCUGUCAUGGAGUUUUGGGAGCGGGAAGUUCUCCACCUAACCAGCAGUUUAGAUGAGCUCGGACCAAUCAGCUGGAAGCUGGCCCUGUGCCUAGCUGUUGUCUGGAUCAUCUGUUACUUCUGUGUCUGGAAGGGGGUGAAAUCUACUGGAAAGGUGGUGUACCUGACUGUUACUUUCUCAUAUGUUAUGCUAUUUGUGCUGCUCGUGCGUGGUGCUACAUUGCCUGGAGCGAUGCAGGGUAUCAUCUACUACCUCAAACCCAACCACACCCGUCUGGCAGACCCACAGGUAUGGAUGGAUGCAGGAACACAGAUAUUUUACUCUUAUACAAUCUGUUUGGGGAGUCUCACAGCACUGGGCAGUUACAACAAAUACAACAAUGAUUGUUAUAAGGACUCCUUCUUGCUGUGCCUCCUGAACAGCAGCACUAGUUUUGUGGCGGGUUUUGCCAUCUUCUCCGUGUUGGGCUUCAUGGCUGAGGAACAGGGCGUGGACAUCGCCACUGUGGCCCAUUCAGGGCCUGGCCUUGCCUUCAUCGCCUACCCCAGAGCUGUAGCCAUGAUGCCUUUACCUCAACUCUGGGCUGUCUGCUUCUUCCUCAUGAUCAUCAUGCUGGGUUUGGACUCAGAAUUUGUGAGUCUGGAGGCCCUGAUGACGUGUGUGACAGACUUGUACCCACAGUUGAUCAGACGAGGUCACCGCAGAGAGCUGCUGCUGCUGUUUAUCUGCCUUGUCUGCUUCCUUGUAGGCCUGGUCAUGGUCACACCGGGCGGUCUGUAUGUCUUUCAGAUCUAUGAUCAUUUCUCCUGCAGUGGAGCCAGCCUGAUGCUACUCUCUAUCUUCCAGUCUCUGGCCAUCGGCUGGGUCUAUGGAGCCGAGCGGUUCAGCGCUAACAUCAAGGACAUGACUGGCGACAGACCCAUGACUGUCUUCAUACUGUGCUGGAAAUACUUCACCCCAGCUGUGUGCACUGCUACCUUUGUGUUUUCUUUAGUACGUUGGGCUCCACUGGAACUGGGGAAAGGUCUGGUGUCUCCAGUUUGGGCCACCACCCUGGGCUGGCUCCUUACAAUCUCCUCCGUCUCCCUGCUUCCCAUCUGGGCCAUCUACGCCCUGGCCACCACCCCGGGAACUCUGAUCCAGCGCUUCCGUCAUCUGUGUACUCCGGCUGUAAACUCAUCACAGGCCUGCUGUCAUUUCCCAACCAAGAACUCCGCCAUCCUUUACACGCCUGCACUGCCCAUGACGGAGAAACUAAAGCAGCAAUGCUCAUCGGGAUCAUGUGACCUAAUUAUGGUCACUGACCAGGCAAUGAUAGAUUCUGCUCAGCCUGUGGGGCAACAGGGCGGACCAAAUUUAGCUUUAUAGCUACUGGGUGCUACUUUAGGUGGUGGAUCCUUCAAGCUCGAAAUCUUUGGCCAAAGUCAGAUUAAUUUAUACCGCACCUUUACAAGAGCAUUUUCCUGAUACAAAUGAAAUGCUGCUGUAAAAGUUUAAAGUUUGCUAAACAUGAAAUACCAAAUAUAUUUUAGCUGCAGGAUUUAGAUAGAGUUUACAAUAUGUGACUUUUUAAAACAUGCAUAUGCUUGGAGAAACACUGCACAAGGACCAUUUGAACAUGCGAUCAUUCAUCAUACGCAUCGCAGGUGGAUAGCUUAAACCUCAGUGACAUAAACAGGAAGUGCCAAUGAAUAAACACUCCCAUCAUCACCAGCCCACAUUCAAUCAGUUUAUAGCCCUUAAAGCUUAGUUGCUGUUGUAUUAAACUGUACUUUCUACUCAAAUUCCUUUAAUGUUUUCACAGUUUGUUUACUUCACAUUUAACACUUGUAGGCCCAGAAAGCAGACUUUAGUCUGCAGUGAAAAUCCCCCCAAAGUUUAGCAUAUGACCAUCCUCCCUUUGUUAUAUAACUGAGCUGAGUCUCUGUGUGCUUUGUAUAGCCUGCAUAUGUAAUAACAUAUGGAGGCUGACACAGGUGUCAGCAGAGAAAGCAGUCUAUUGUUUCUUUGGAAUGUGGCAAUUAACACUUUUAUGCCCAGACAGUUUCACUUAGGCACCAACCUCCUUCCUUUGUUAUAUUACUGAGCUGAGUCCCUGUGUGCUUUGUAUAGCCUGCAUAUGUAACAACAUAUGGAGGCUGACACAGAGAAAGCAGUUUAUUGUUUCUUUGGAAUGUGGCAAUUAACACUUGAAGGCCCACCCUUAGCAAAAAGUAGAAUACUUAAAGUUAAUUUUAUUAAGUAUGUUUGAGUCUAAGUAUAGCAAGGAUACUACAGACCGUGUACUGUUAGUAUACUAGAAUGUACACAAAUGUAAUACUUUUUCAGACUAAACUGGAACAUUUCAAGUUUA